AUGUCGAUUGGCGACUUCAUCUCAUCUUUCUUCCCUACUGUACACAGCGAGGCUGAGGAGAAGCCCGCGGAGGACGCUCCCACAGACGAGGCUGCCGCUGAAGAGCCUGAGCCAGAGGAGCCUGAAGAUGCCCACCCAGCCAUCCGCGAGGAAUGCAUGAAUAGCGCCUCAUGCGCGCCCAUGAAGCACCACUUUGAGAAGUGCCAGGAGAAAGUCAUGGAGGGCAAGGGCCACAAGGGCGAGGACUGUGUUGAAGAAAUGUGUAUGUCGCGCAAUUCUGUUUCUUCAAUGCCCUGCUGA
Molecule: messenger RNA, 300 nt
Organism: Mycena indigotica
Lineage: Eukaryota; Fungi; Basidiomycota; Agaricomycetes; Agaricales; Mycenaceae
Product: UCR-hinge domain-containing protein
Exons: 3
Coding region: 1-300 (99 amino acids)
Source: RefSeq, a predicted model, not a curated record